Messenger RNA from Dipodomys spectabilis (banner-tailed kangaroo rat), 2713 nucleotides. It is a transcript of the gene Tfap2b, whose product is annotated as transcription factor AP-2 beta. The coding region runs from base 216 to 1544 and encodes 442 amino acids. The transcript is spliced from 8 exons. NCBI's taxonomy places the organism in Eukaryota, Metazoa, Chordata, Mammalia, Rodentia, Heteromyidae. Gene Ontology annotation, molecular function: RNA polymerase II transcription regulatory region sequence-specific DNA binding; DNA-binding transcription factor activity, RNA polymerase II-specific. The record is from RefSeq and is a predicted model, not a curated record. Gene Ontology annotation, biological process: regulation of cell population proliferation; anatomical structure development; regulation of transcription by RNA polymerase II. Gene Ontology annotation, cellular component: nucleus.
GGCGGCGGCCGCUCUGCGGGCAGGGGCGCGCGUGGUGGAAGGCAGGAUUUUGUUUAAGUCUGGACGGAGGUUGAACUUUAACAGAAAUGGCCGCAGUCCGGCCGGUUGCACGGGUUCUGCCAAGAGCCAAAAAGGUUCCCUGUGGCCCCUGGCCUGGCUUGGAAAGGAGAAGUGCGGUGUUUCUUGAAGAUGGAUUGCGUAGAGUGUAAAUCGAGAUGUUAGUCCACACCUAUUCAUCCAUGGACCGGCACGAUGGCGUGCCCAGCCACAGCUCCCGGCUCUCCCAGCUGGGCUCCGUGUCGCAGGGGCCGUACUCGAGCGCGCCGCCGCUGUCGCACACCCCGUCCUCGGACUUCCAGCCCCCCUACUUCCCGCCCCCCUACCAGCCGCUCCCCUACCACCAGAGCCAGGACCCCUACUCGCACGUCAACGACCCGUACGCGCUGAACCCGCUGCACCAGCCGCAACAGCACCCGUGGGGGCAGCGGCAGCGGCAGGACGUGGGCGCCGACGCGGGCGCGCUGCUGCCCCAGCCCCGCGCCGCGCUGCCGCAGCUGUCGGGCCUCGACCCGCGCCGGGACUACCACGCCGUGCGCCGGCCCGACGUGCUGCUGCACUCGGCGCACCACGGCCUGGACGCGGGCAUGGGCGACAGCCUGUCCCUGCACGGCCUGGGCCACCCGGCCAUGGAGGACGUCCAGUCCGUUGAAGAUGCCAAUAGCAGCGGCAUGAAUCUAUUGGACCAGUCUGUCAUUAAAAAAGUUCCGGUUCCUCCCAAGUCCGUGACCUCGCUGAUGAUGAAUAAAGAUGGCUUUCUGGGCGGCAUGUCGGUCAACACGGGCGAGGUGUUCUGCUCGGUGCCCGGCCGCCUGUCCCUGCUCAGCUCCACCUCCAAGUACAAGGUGACGGUCGGGGAGGUCCAGCGCCGGCUCUCGCCCCCCGAGUGCCUCAACGCUUCUCUCCUGGGCGGCGUCCUGCGGAGAGCCAAAUCGAAAAAUGGGGGGAGAUCUUUGCGCGAGAGGCUAGAAAAGAUCGGUUUGAACUUACCUGCGGGCAGACGCAAAGCUGCGAACGUCACGUUGCUCACCUCCUUGGUGGAAGGCGAAGCUGUUCACUUAGCUCGGGAUUUUGGGUAUAUCUGUGAAACAGAGUUUCCUGCCAAAGCCGUCUCUGAGUAUUUGAACCGGCAGCACACAGACCCCAGCGACCUGCACUCUAGAAAGAACAUGCUGUUGGCCACCAAGCAGCUUUGCAAAGAGUUCACCGACCUGCUGGCGCAGGACCGCACCCCAAUCGGGAACAGCCGGCCCAGCCCCAUCCUGGAACCCGGGAUCCAGAGCUGUCUCACGCACUUCAGCCUCAUCACGCACGGCUUCGGCGCCCCGGCCAUUUGCGCAGCCCUGACAGCCCUGCAGAACUAUCUCACCGAAGCCCUCAAAGGCUUGGACAAGAUGUUCUUGAACACCACCUCCACUAACAGGCACACGUCUGGGGAAGGCCCAGGUAGUAAAACUGGCGACAAGGAGGAAAAACACAGGAAAUGAAAAAACAAAUAAUAAUUUAAAAAAAAGAAGGAAAAAAAUGUUUUAAAUACAAAAGGAGAACAGAACAAAAAUUAAUUUUAGCUUUAAAACAAUAUUGGAUUGGCUUUGGAAGAAUUUCAGUAGGUAGACGACACAUACAAUCAUGGAGGAAAAAAAAAAACACAAAACCAAGUUUAACGAGACGAGAAAGCUAAAUAACUUACAGACCGAGGCUUGACCACAGCGUCGAUGUCGCCUCUCAAUGCCAAUGUCAAGAUGCCCUUGAGGACUGCCCUCCGGACCUUCUACAAAUCCGUUCUUUCCAGCCUAGUCAUACCGAUAAUAAAAGACACUACGGUGUCCCCCUUACCCUUUUUGGAAAAUAAACCUAAGACUAAACGUGAAACGACGCUAACUUAUUGGAAGAACAGCGGAGACGCGUUGGUGGCAAGACCUUUGAGAGCGGGUUCACUGGGAUGCACGAACUUUUUAAUUCUUAGGUUUUGGGGUUUGGUUUGGUUUUUCAAAGGCAAUCCUUGAAGCUCCCCCUCCAUCCCACCUGAUCCUUCUCCCCGCCAGCCUUUUUUUCCACACGGCCUUCCUUUCCCUCAUGCGGUGGUGGGGAGCCCGUGGGGGUGCAAAGGAGUGUGAUCAGCCCCUUUGGGUGGCUUUAGCCCCCUCCCCCAGCAGCCCCUCCCUCCCACUCCAGGCCCAGAGGGUCCCAGGUCACCCACCUUGCAAUUCCUGGGCCCUGGGUGCCUAAUUAGGGAGGGCCGGAAAUGGGUGGAGUAGGGGAGGGCGUGUAGGAGCUCAUCCUCCACUUGUUUAUGGUUCCCGCCUGCAGAACGGCAGAGGAAAUUCAAGGCAAAUAACUUGGUUCAGAUCCCUCCUAAAUUCCUCUCACAAAGGUGAUGCGUUCCCGGCACCUGCAGCAAGUUUCGCCUUUGUCCUAACAUUUGUGUCAUCUACCAAGUUUAAGAAGUAGAGUAAACACACACACACACACACACACACACACACACACACACACACAAAUCCCACCACCACGAAUACAUUGGUUAGUAUGUAAUUCCUUCCAGGGGUAUGUACCGUUUCAUUCUCUUCUGUUUCCCAAAGCGUUGCCCGCAUGGUUUAUGAGCUUGUUCAAAGAAGACUCGAGCUUCCUACACAAUCUAUAAGGUACUGACACA